GGGCACUCCUCAGAAUUCUGUUCCCAUUGGGGUCCUCUGAUAAUACCCAGUAAUGUCCAGCAUUCCCAGAGAAGUCCCAGGUCUCAUCCUGCCAUGGAGAUGAGUUCUCUUGGGAUCCAACUAGGAUAUUUUCACACACACAUAAUUUAAGACUUGGUCUUGUCCCCAAAGGGAUAUGGAGAACAGACUAUGUCCUUCCUGUGCACAGCUGCCCCUUGUAUGCUUGAAAUUUUUUCCUGCAGCUUUCCCCUUAGCUGGCUGCUCUUUAAAGGGAUGGCCCUGCUCCUCCAGCUGGGUCCUGUGGAGCUGUGCAACUCUACACCCUUCCCUCCCUGGCCAGCUGGCACUUCCCAGCACUGUGCCAAGCCAUCAGGUAAUUUCCCACAUCUGGCAAAGUGAUGGCUGUGUUUGACCAGCUUGCUCAGACAUGCCCAUCCCUUGAGGGUCACUCGAGCUGUUCACUGACCCUCCUGGAAGAGGUCCUGUCCCAGGCUUUGGUCCCUCACCUGCACUGCUGCUGUUUGUUACCCUGAGAAUGGUUGGGCUUCACCUAUGCUGGCUUCAGCUUGCUCAGCCCUGGACAUGCCAUCCAGCAUGUCUUCUACAUUAUUCUAUUCUUCUAUUCAUCUUCUGUAGUCCCACGAGAAACAAGAGUGGCUCCUGCAGAUCCUGGUAAACCUGCUGGAGACAGAGGCAUUUGCAUUGUCCUUCUGGACAAGAGUCUUUUAUCCCCAGAAGGUCUCUGAACCCUGUCAAUACCAUUCUGAUUUUCCAUUCUGACCUCUCCAGUGCUCUUUGGUGUCAACUGCAGCUGUUAGUGAGCAGCCUCUCUGCCCCAUCCCUGAGGUCCCCAGUGAAUCAGUGACGGGGACUGACCCUCAUGAACAGCCCAACAUGUGCCACUGCCUCUGCAAACCCUCUGCUCCCAGCUGGAAACAGUGUCCAGGGCAGUGUCACCAGUCCUGCUCACACCUAGGUCUUUCUGCUUUUUUUGACAAAAUGUGUUGGUGGCAGGUUGGGGCUGGGUGCUCCUGUCUCCGCUCAGUGCCUCUGUUGCUGUCCUCAGCUGCUGGGCUUGAAGAAGCAAACCUGGCCUUGGUGCACAGGGGACAGAGUUCCAAGAGGCUCCUUGUGUCCUGCCUGGUGCCCCCCGGGCUCAGCAACAGUGCUGUGCCCUGGCAGGGCAGGAGACCCUCCAGCCACCACAAGCAGUGGACUGGCAUGAGGUUGAGCAUGAGCGUGGGACCUAACUGUGGUGGCCCUGCUCCUGCACCACCACCACCACUAGCACCUCUGUGGGUUCUGCCCCCUGUGCCUGCAGCUCUGCUCCCAGCACAGCCAUGGAGACAGUGCUGCUGGAAGAGCAGACCUGGAGUUCACCGGGACCGAAUGCCACAGGACACAAUGGAGGCACAUCCCCUGUGCCAUAUCCCAUACUCCCAUGUGGCACAGCCCCAACAGCCUGCCCUGCCCCACACAGGGGCCUCCCUAAUUUCUUGGGGGUUGUUUUUCUUCCUACCCCAUCCUCCCAGCAUGCCAGUAGCCACAAGGGCAGGACAUACCACCUAUCUGAUAGGAGCAGUCUCUCUUGGCACUGCAGCCGGCGGCAGAGGGGCUGUGGCAUUGUGGUUUCAGGCACAGGGAAGUGCUGGUGAUGGGGCGGGGGGAGCCCCCCAGCCAGGCUUCCUGAGCUGCACAGCCACCACUUCCCAGAUAAAGGUAUCGCCCAGAGGAGCCGCAGCAGCUGCCAGGACACUGGGAAGGGCCGAGUGCGGCACGUGUGGCUCCAGCACACGGGUUGCAGGAUGGCAGCCUGCCUGUGCCAGGGCUGGCAGCUCUCGCUGCUCCCUGCCAUCCUGCUCAGCCUCCGCAGCCCACCGUCAGCCCCUGAGCCAGUGACAUCCCAAGACGCUGCACUGCUAGCAGGCCUGUCCGAGGACAUACUCUGUUUUUCCCGCUCCUUCGAGGACCUCACCUGCUUCUGGGAUGAGGAGGAGACAACAACUGGGAUGUGCCACUUCUACUACUGGUACAGCAGGGAUGCGCCCACAGCGUGCAUGGUCUCCACGUGGCACCAUGGGACUGGCGGGAAGCGACAUGUCUGCGUCUUCCCCAGCCAGGACGUGCGGCUCUUCACCCAGCUCCACCUCCGUGUCCUGAAUGCCACCACAAACCACACAAAGUAUUGGCGGGAGCUCAGCGUGGAUGCAGUGGGUCUCAUUGCUCCCCCAGUGAACAUCACAGCCCGCUGGGCUGGGGCUGCAGGGCAGAUCUGUGUGUCGUGGCAGCCACCACUUGCUGACUUCCUGAACUUCUUCCUCUACGAGGUGCAGUGCUGCCCUGCCAGCUCCCCAGGGAUGCCCUGCAGCACCACACUGAAUCCCGGGGGGCAGCACCCUGGAGACCCCUCCGUCCAGUCCACUGUCAGCACUCACACACCCAAGGCUGGAGAAGCCUCCCCAGGAGUGGGGCAGAGGCUGGUCCAGGCCAACACCUGGGUGGUGCUCCGGGACCUGCAGCCAGGGGUGAGGUACCACAUCCAGGUGCGCAGCAAGCCCGACGGUACCUCCAUGGACGGCGUCUGGGGGCCCUGGUCGCAGGCAGUGACUGCAGAGACGCCCCACUCCUCCGGUGAGCAGCCGUCCCCUCUGCAGGGGUGCUCAGGGGCUGCAGCGGGUGGGAGUCCUGCUGUAGGUGAGGUGCAACACCCAAGUUUUGGGGGGCCAAGGGGAAGCAGCCCCUUCCCUGCCCUGGCUCUCGCCUGCCCAGGAGACAUCGGGCUGUGCUGCAGUACUCCUGACCUGCGGCAUGUGCACUGCGAGUGGAGCUGGGACCCUGCAGAGCCCCACAGCUCCCACCAGCUCUUCUACCGGCCACCUCCAAGCGGGGCUGGCACAAGGGAAGACGCAUGGCAACAGUGCCGGGAGGUGAGCAGGGGGGCACAGAGCACCCAUGCCUGCACCUUCCAGCCCAAGGCUGGCAGUGCCAUCUCCGUCCUGGUGAAUGUCACACGGACCCACAUGCUGCCCACGCUCAGCUACUUCAAAGAACCCUUUUGGCUGCACCAGGCUGUGCUCACAGAAGCCCCACAGCUUGUGCAGGCGACGGUGUCGCAGGGCCGGCUGAGCCUGCAGUGGCUGCCGCCCCUGGAGCUGCUGGCAGAGCAGCUGGACUACCAGGUCCGCUAUGCCACGGAGAACAGCCAUGACUGGAAGGUCCUGCAGGUUCCACGAGCAGCUAGGAAAGAAGUCCUGGACCUGCGACCAGGCACCCGCUACCACGCCCAGGUGCGGGCGCAGCCCAGCGGGCCGUGGUACCAGGGCAGCUGGAGCGCCUGGUCCAAACCUGUUGUGGUUGAUGCCAUGGCUGAUGCGGGCUGGCUCAUCCCCAGCGUUGCGGUGGUGCUGCUGCUCUUCUCAGCAGUGCUCCUGGGGCUGCGGUGCACCUUCCCCUCCCUCUACAGCAACGUGAAGGAGAAACUCUGGCCACCUGUUCCUGACCUGCACCGUGCUCUGGGCAACUUCCUCCAGGAGAGCAGCAAGCACGGCCAGGACAGCGCCUUCGACAAGCAGCCGCCGGAGGAGGCCGUCGUGCCCUGCCUAUUGGAGGUGCUGCCCGGCCCGCGGCGCGAGGCGGGCCCGCCACCGGAGCACGCUGGGGGCCGCCUGUCCAGCACCGACAUCGCCAACCAGUCCUACCUGCUCAUGAGUGGCUGGGAGCCGCGAGGAACCACGACCGCCCCCACCCCGCCAUAAACGCGUGUCCCCACACAA
This is a messenger RNA of Parus major (Great Tit), 3773 nucleotides long. RefSeq names its product MPL proto-oncogene, thrombopoietin receptor (gene MPL). Gene Ontology annotation, cellular component: external side of plasma membrane. NCBI's taxonomy places the organism in Eukaryota, Metazoa, Chordata, Aves, Passeriformes, Paridae. Gene Ontology annotation, molecular function: protein binding; cytokine receptor activity. The record is from RefSeq and is a predicted model, not a curated record. Gene Ontology annotation, biological process: cytokine-mediated signaling pathway; hemopoiesis; positive regulation of cell population proliferation.